AUGUGUUGCAGUAAGAGGGGUCUAUAUUGGCGAUGUGAAUCGGCAGUGAAGCAUUCUGGGGCUUCGUGUUACAGGCCUUAUAAGGGCCAGGGCCCCUGUGUCUCUGCUCACCGCUAUUCAUAGGCUGUCUGUCCCUUGCCCUCAGCAACUCUGCAGAGGUUCCACAGCACCUCACCCACCCACCAGCACCACCACAACCCCAGGGUGUUUGUCCUGAGAGCUGGGACCAGACAAGGAGAGACGGUAGUGAAGCCAGGGCUGACCGAGGAGAAGCGACCACGAGACGUCGGCUGGGAUAAAAGGAUAGCACGGGAGGACAAGGGCACCGAGCAGGAGGAGAAACCGCACAGCCAGCAGGAGUUGUUAGCAGGAGGAGUGUUGACGUUUAACCGAAGAUGAGUACGUACACAGUGACUCUGAAUGGCCCUGCUCCAUGGGGCUUCAGACUACAGGGAGGAAAGGACUUCAAUAUGCCACUCACCAUCUCCAGGAUAACUCCGGGCAGCAAGGCAGUGGGCGGCAGCUUGGCCCAGGGCGACAUCAUCUCAGCCAUUGACGGGGUCAGCACCGAGGGGAUGACACACCUGGAGGCCCAAAACAAGAUCAAGUCUGCCUCCACCAAACUGUCACUCACCAUGCUGAAAUCAAGACGUCCCGCACCAGUUCCCACAGCAACUCCAAGAAUGGACUCACCCAUGCCAGUCAUCCCCCACCAGAAGGUUAUCGCAAACACAGCUGCAAAUGUGGAGUACACUCCCAGCUUCAACCCCAUAGCUCUGAAAGACUCAGCCCUGUCUACCCACAAGCCCAUUGAGGUGAAGGGUCCGGGGGGAAAGGCAACCAUUGUUCACGCCCAGUACAACACACCAAUCAGCAUGUACUCACAGGAUGCCAUCAUGGAUGCCAUUGCAGGACAGUCGCAGGCCAAGGGACAUGACAGUGAGGAGGCGGGCUCCCCCUUGGCUGGAGCUCUGCCUGUUAAGGACCCUGUGGUAGACUGUGCAUCUCCGGUUUACCAGGCAGUGAUCAGACCAGGAGAGACAAACCAGGACAUGUCUGAAUGGGCUCGUCGUGCUGCCAACCUGCAGUCCAAGAGCUUCAGGAUCCUGGCCCACAUCACUGGCACUGAAUACCUGCAAGAUCCAGAUGAGGAAGCUCUGCAGAAGUCGAGAGAGAGGUUUGAGUCGGAGGUGAAAGGGCCCCGCUUUGCCAAGCUGAAGAACUGGCACCACGGACUGUCUGCACAGAUCCUCAAUGUCCAGGAAUAAAGAGAAGCAGGAGAGAAAGCGAGAGAGAGGACAUGUAAAGGAGGACAUGGACAAAAGCACAGGAGUUAAAAGGAAGAGGGAUAAAUUAUGGAGGGGAAAAGGAAAAAGAGCAGGAGGAGGCGGAAACUCCUCAGGAAUGCGAGAUAGUGUUGUAGGCUAGAUAAGCAGAAUGUGAGAUACUAACUGUUAGUGUGAGAAUGCAAUGUGUUCAUAAGCUCAAUAUUACCUGUCAAGUGUAUCUGUCCGCUGCUAAGACCUGAUCUCGCAUUUGGGUUUUUUCUUUCUUUCUUUUUUUCCUGUUUAUUUGGGUUUUAAAUGAAAGGGAAAUUGUACAAAAAAGUAUUCAAGUGAAAAUGCAGAGCUGAUGAUGUUUCUUGUAGUACAUUAACCACAUUCACAAAAGUAUGAAUUUUAACACUAAAAAAACAUGCUUGCGAGAAAGACAAACACACACACACAUAGAGAUUUACCUACAUGCACAAAUGCAAUAUGUAAAAAAAUGCACUCAAAAAUGUACUGAUUUCAAUGUGAAUAAAUGUUUUAUUAAAACCAUA
Molecule: messenger RNA, 1822 nt
Organism: Micropterus salmoides (largemouth bass)
Lineage: Eukaryota; Metazoa; Chordata; Actinopteri; Centrarchiformes; Centrarchidae
Gene: ldb3b
Product: LIM domain binding 3b
Exons: 10
Coding region: 396-1268 (290 amino acids)
Biological process (GO): actin cytoskeleton organization; heart development; muscle structure development
Cellular component (GO): filamentous actin; adherens junction; stress fiber
Molecular function (GO): muscle alpha-actinin binding; actin binding
Source: RefSeq, a predicted model, not a curated record